Molecule: messenger RNA, 1937 nt
Organism: Mangifera indica (mango)
Lineage: Eukaryota; Viridiplantae; Streptophyta; Magnoliopsida; Sapindales; Anacardiaceae
Product: catalase isozyme 1-like
Exons: 8
Coding region: 212-1690 (492 amino acids)
Biological process (GO): hydrogen peroxide catabolic process; response to hydrogen peroxide
Cellular component (GO): plasma membrane; cytoplasm; peroxisome
Molecular function (GO): heme binding; catalase activity
Source: RefSeq, a predicted model, not a curated record
AUCGAUUUUCCUUUUACGAAGAUAACGUCCGAGGCCUGACUCCUGACUACUGAGGCUGGCCAAAAAAUAGAAGCGCGAGCCACAAGCAUUUAUAAAUAAUGCCGAAUUCUACGUCCAGCUCUAAUUGCCACAGCCACACACCUUCAACAUUCUCUUCCCCUGAUUUCGUCUCAUCAUUUCUCUACUCCUUCUCCUACCUCGCACUAUUUCUAUGGAUCCUUACAAGCACAUUCCUUCAAGCGCUCGCAAUUCCUUGUACUUUACGACCAAUUCUGGUGCUCCUGUGUGGAACAACAACUCUUCAUUGACCGUCGGACCUAGAGGUCCAAUCCUCCUUGAGGAUUACCAUCUGGUGGAGAAACUCGCCAAUUUUGACAGGGAGCGGAUUCCAGAACGUGUUGUCCAUGCCAGGGGAGCUAGUGCUAAAGGUUUCUUUGAGGUUACCCAUGAUAUAUCUCACCUCACUUGUGCUGAUUUUCUUCGAAGCCCUGGGGUUCAGACACCUGUCAUUGUCCGCUUCUCCACCGUUAUCCAUGAGCGUGGCAGCCCUGAAACCCUGAGGGAUCCAAGAGGAUUUGCUGUGAAGUUUUACACCAGAGAGGGUAAUUUUGAUCUUGUGGGAAACAACUUACCUGUCUUCUUCAUUCGAGAUGGAAUAAAAUUCCCAGACAUGAUCCAUUCUUUGAAACCAAACCCAAAGUCACACAUCCAAGAGAAUUGGAGGAUACUUGACUUCUUCUCCCACCACCCAGAAAGUCUUCAUAUGUUCACCUUCCUCUUUGAUGAUCUGGGUGUACCUCAAGAUUAUAGGCACAUGGAAGGUGCAGGCGUUAACACUUACACUUUGAUCAAUAAGGCUGGGGAAGCGCACUAUGUGAAGUUUCAUUGGAAACCCACUUGUGGAGUCAAAUGUCUACUGGAGGAUGAAGCAAUCAAGGUUGGAGGAGCUAAUCACAGCCAUGCUACUCAGGAUCUCUAUGACUCUAUUGCAGCUGGAAACUAUCCUGAGUGGAAACUCUUCAUUCAGAUAAUCAAUCCAGAUCAUGAAGACAAAUUUGACUUUGAUCCACUUGAUGUAACCAAGACAUGGCCUGAGGAUAUCAUUCCCCUGCAGCCCGUUGGCCGCUUGGUCUUGAACAAGAACAUUGAUAACUUCUUUACAGAAAAUGAGCAGCUUGCAUUCUGUCCUGGUAUUGUGGUUCCUGGCGUUUACUAUUCAGAUGAUAAGAUGCUCCAAACUAGAAUUUUCUCAUACUCUGAUACUCAGAGGCACCGCCUGGGACCAAAUUAUCUGCAGCUUCCAGUUAAUUCUCCCAAGUGUGCUCAUCACAACAAUCACUAUGACGGUUUUAUGAAUUUCAUGCACAGGGAUGAAGAGGUUGAUUAUUUCCCUUCAAGGUAUGAUCCUGUUCAUCACGCUGAGAGAUAUCCUAUUCCUCAUAACAUCUGCACUGGAAGUCGUGAGAAGUGCAUAAUCCCGAAGGAAAACAACUUCAAACAACCUGGAGAGAGAUUCCGAUCCUGGGCACCAGACAGGCAAGAGCGGUUCAUUUGCCGAUGGGUUGAUGCUUUAUCGGACAAACGUGUCACACAUGAGAUCUGCAGCAUAUGGAUCUCAUACUGGAGUCAGGCGGACAAAUCACUGGGUCAGAAGAUAGCAUCUCGUCUCAAUGUGAGGCCAAGCUUUUAGAGGUGACACCUGGACGGUUCGAUCUGCAGAGAAUGAAGGAAGCUGUUUAAAGGAGGUUUAUUCUUUGGUAAUGUCUACCAUGCAAUACCAAAGAAAGUAUUUUAUUCUGUAACCUUUUGAUCUAAUAAAUAUUGGUUGUAAGCUUGGCUCAAGUAGUCAUGCUACAUGUCAUUCAUGUCGAACCAAACUCCAACUGGUUGAAUAUAAUAUCAAUAAUUCCUUGAAAAAUAGAUUUUACAUUUACACA